Molecule: messenger RNA, 3149 nt
Organism: Tachysurus fulvidraco (yellow catfish)
Lineage: Eukaryota; Metazoa; Chordata; Actinopteri; Siluriformes; Bagridae
Gene: slc36a1
Product: solute carrier family 36 member 1
Exons: 12
Coding region: 313-1740 (475 amino acids)
Biological process (GO): proline transmembrane transport; glycine transport; proton transmembrane transport
Cellular component (GO): vacuolar membrane
Molecular function (GO): L-proline transmembrane transporter activity; L-alanine transmembrane transporter activity; glycine transmembrane transporter activity
Source: RefSeq, a predicted model, not a curated record
CCUGGUAGUUGUACCAGCUGACCGAGUAGAUCAUGUGACCGGCUACAAGAAGACUAACAGGGAAAAGCAUAAGGAGGAAAAGACAAGGGCUCGUAGUGGAAUGAGAUGGUCAGCGUUCAGGGUUUUAAUAAAACAACAUCUGAUUAACAAUGCAUGUAAAAAUGUGCAGUUUUCUGUAAUAUUUGAAGCUAGUUACAUAAUAAGAUUGGACUACAGCUGUUCUCGGCCUUGCGACCGUGGACCCGGGUUCUCCACAGUGAAGCUGCAAAGCGGUGAGACGGUUUGAGAAAAGCACAGCUGAGCAGCACAGCCAUGGCUUCAGAUAUCAACUAUCAGGACGGCCCAGUGUUUCCUCAAAUAAACGAGAGUCCAGGAGAUAAUGAUGAGGAACCCAUCCACCCGAACAGUCCAUCCCGCAGGCAGAGCGAGUACGAGCGAAUUGGAGGCAGAGACGGUUCCUCUUUCUUACAGACGUUAAUUCAUUUACUGAAAGGAAACAUCGGCACUGGGCUGCUCGGCUUGCCUCUAGCUGUGAAGAACGCAGGACUUCUGAUAGGCCCUCUGAGUCUGCUGGUGAUGGGCAUCGUAGCUGUGCAUUGCAUGCAAAUCCUUGUGAAAUGUUCACAUCAUCUAAGCGCAAAGUUAGGGAAGCCGUUUCUGUCCUAUGGGGAAGCAGUGGAAUAUGGGAUGGAGAAUGUGUCUUGGUUAAGAAGGCACUCUUUAUGGGGAAGACGUUUGGUCAAUUUUUUCCUGAUCAUCACUCAGCUGGGCUUCUGCUGCGUGUACUUUGUAUUCCUGAGUGACAAUGUCAAACAGGUAAUCGAGGCUGCCAACAAGACAACGAUGAACUGUGACACCAAUGAGACAGCUAUUGUUGUUCCCAGCUUUGAUUCCCGCAUCUACAUGGUUAUCUUCCUGCCCUUCAUCAUCGCACUGGUGUUCACACGUAACCUUAAGUUCCUGGCCCCUUUCUCCUUUAUGGCCAACAUAGUCAUGUGUACCAGCUUGGUGAUCAUCUACUACUACUGCCUAACGCAUAUCCCACACCCUGUUAACCUCCCUUUGGUUGGAAAAGCUGUUGACUACCCUUUAUUCUUUGGAACUGCAAUAUUUGCAUUUGAAGGAAUUGGUGUGGUCCUGCCACUAGAGAACAAAAUGCAGAAGCCUCAAAACUUCAGCAAAUUGCUGUAUUCAGGAAUGGGUAUCGUCACCAUGCUGUACAUCUCCCUCGGGACCAUCGGGUACAUCUGUUUCGGAGGGCUCAUAGGGGGCAGCAUCACACUCAACUUACCUAACUGCUGGCUGUAUCAGAUUGUGAAGCUGCUGUACUCAUUUGGGAUCUACAUUACGUAUGCACUACAGUUCUAUGUGCCAGCUGAAAUCCUGAUUCCCCCGGCGGUGGCGCGGGUCAGGCCCAGGUUGGCGCUGCUUGUAGACCUCAGCAUCCGAGUGGGCCUUGUCCUCCUCACAUGUGCGUUGGCUAUCCUGAUUCCAGAGCUGGACCUGGUCAUCUCAUUGGUAGGUUCGAUCAGCAGCAGUGCUUUGGCGCUCAUAUUUCCUCCCCUGCUGCAGAUCCUCACCUUCCACACAGAGGGCAUUUCAAUCUGGCUGCUGAUUAAGAACAUUGUCAUCAGCCUUCUUGGUCUGUUGGGCUUCAUCACCGGAACCUACAUCUCCAUCGUGGAGAUCAUCCACCGCAAUCAUUCUAAGCACAGUGGCACCUUUCAGGUCUUUUGGUGAUGGUCCUAUUAAACAAAUAAUUUAUAGACUGGUAGGUCCAUGUCAUAUCUGCCAAGCCCAUUGAUUUUAAUGUAAUUAAUGCUUGAGAGAAUUUGUGAACUGAAAUAAUACCUCGGUUUUAUGACAAAGAAGCUAUUCUAGUUGAUUCAUCUUGCAGCACCGUGAGUGGUUUAUAUUGUAAUAUUCUCCACAGCUGAAAUACAGUUUAUAGUAGUGUAUUAACCUUGGGGUAUUAUUUUUUUUGUUUUUGUUUUGUUUUUAGACUUUUUUCUUUUAUUUCAUUUAGUUUACUAGAUUUUUUAUAUGAUCAGAUUACAAAUUACAAGCGUUAAAUUUCUCAUUCUGGAAAAAGUAGCCAAACUGAAAUCAGCUAGAUUUUGAGCUACAAUUUAAAUGUUACACAAAGUGCUAAAAUGACCAAUGAUAUAUAUAUAUAUAUAUAUAUAUAUAUAUAUAUAUAUAUAUAUAUAAAUAUAUAUAUAUAUAUAUAUAUAUGUGUGUGUGUGUGUGUGUGUGUGUGUGUGUGUGUGUGUGUGUGUGUGUAUAUAAAUACCGUAUAUAUAUAGCCAAUGACUUGCUUUUAUAUUAACACUGCUUGUUUACAGCUUAUUGCACCAGUACCAAAUUACUGCUGCUGUCCUUAUUAUUUACUUGCUUGCUGAUUUUUUUGCCAGUAUACUAUAAGCCAAUUAUAUUUUUUAACUCUCUCAACUUUACAAACAUUUCUUUUCAGUGUUAUAGUUUCUAUGGUAAAAGAUGAAUCAUUGGACGAGACGAGAAAAAGAGUUUAUUCAAAUCCUCAUCUGGAAAAAACUCAUAUAAAUUUAGAAAAAAUCAUGGGUGGUAUACAUCUUUUUUUUUUCUUUACAUAUACUAUUCCACACACACACAAUAAGAUCAAUGUAUAAGAUAUAAGAUCAAACAGUAUCUUGUUUGCUGUAAUUUGUCAUUUAUAUUGCACUACUGUACUGUUUGUUUUUGCUGUUCAGAUACAUGAAUGGGUUUUAUGGGAUUCAUAUUUAUAAAAUUUAAUUCUGGAUAAAUGGAUUAAAUAGUUUCAUAAAAAAAAAACAAAAAAAAACAACAUAAAAACGAUGUUCAGCUUUGAACAUCUGCAGUGAAGUCUGUUGUGUUUGAACGUAGCGCUUAGUGGAGGAUGUGUUCAGGUUUACCAGCUACAACAGUAUGAGCAACUCUGGGUAUUACCACUGGUCUUGUGCUGAUAGUGAGCUCAGGUUAUACACAGAUAUAUCGUAUGAUUUCAGUCUUCUUUAAUGCAUGAACUGGUUUAAUAUGUGACUUCAGUAGACAGGUUCAAUUAUGUUAAAAAUGACCUUGUGUGGGUUAAUAGUGGAUUAAUAUUAAUUUAUUGUUGGUAACACAUCUGCUGGUAAAGAUUUUAAAAUACA